Molecule: messenger RNA, 891 nt
Organism: Apodemus sylvaticus (European woodmouse)
Lineage: Eukaryota; Metazoa; Chordata; Mammalia; Rodentia; Muridae
Product: sperm motility kinase X-like
Exons: 2
Coding region: 1-891 (296 amino acids)
Biological process (GO): negative regulation of glycogen biosynthetic process; intracellular signal transduction; protein phosphorylation
Cellular component (GO): cytosol; cytoplasm; nucleus
Molecular function (GO): protein serine/threonine kinase activity; ATP binding
Source: RefSeq, a predicted model, not a curated record
AUGUCGGGGGACCUCAAGGCCAGUUGUCAUGAAGGGAACCCCCUGGCACAGCAUUACUAUAUCCUGGGCACCCUAGAUAAAGGGUCUUUUGCAGAAGUCAAAGUGGCUCUCCACCUUAUGACCCAGACCAUGGUAGCCAUCAAGAUAUUGAAAAGGGGCACAAAUAUAGACUUCCUGGUCAUCUCUGAGAUAGAUCUUGUGAAAUCCCUGAACCAUAGUCGCAUAAUACAGUUGUUCCAGAUAUUCGAGACAAGGCACAAAACGUACCUGGUGAUGGAAUAUGCAGUCCGGGGAUCCCUGCUGAAACACAUCAACAAGUGUGGGCAUCUGGACGAGGAAGAGGCACGUAGGAUAUUUACAGAACUCUCUUUGGCCGUCAACUAUAUCCACAGUCAGAAUAUUGUCCACCGAGAUAUCAAGGCCGAGAACAUCCUAUUGGAUUGGGAGGGGCAUGUGAAACUUACUGACUUUGGCUUAGGCAAAAGACUGGCCUCUGGGGAAAAGUUCAAAGGAUUUUGUGGCACACCACAAUAUUGUGCUCCUGAAGUGUUUGAUCACAAACAAUAUGAUGGCCUCCCAACUGACAUCUGGAGUCUCGAUAUGGUCCAAGAGAGCUCCAGUGCUACAGACACAAGUAGCAGCAUGUCCUCCUGGGAGUCCAGAACCAGCAGCCCUUCCCCCAUUGAGAAGAACCAGGAAGAGAAUAUAGGCAUCGAAUCCUUACAAGACACUAGCUCAUCCUCAAGGGAAACAGUCCAUCAGGAGCAGCUCCGAAGGAGGUCCCAGGGUAUGCCCAGAGUCCCACUGAGAAAGCGGGCCUGGAGGGGCCUGAAGAAGAGGAUUUCCAAAAGCCUUAAGGAACUUGUGUUGCUGCCUCCCAGUGAAAAAUAA